CUUUGUAAUGGCGGACACGAUGUCUUGAAUCAAGUCGAUAUAUAGACACAUUUUCGCAUUUCCUGAACAACACAAAGCAAUACUAUGCUUUUAGAUCAACCAGAAUACUGCAAAAUACAUCGAUAAACGUUAUUAUAAAAUGUCUGUACACCAGCAGUCAAAUUCUCUGCCAAAUUCAAGCGGAAUGGUGAACAACCAAAGGUCGCCGUCCAUUUCGGAAUCAGAUUCGGAUGAAGAAGAUGACUUCGAUGAUGAAGGCAUCAAUAGCUCCGCGAUGGACUUUAUAUUAAAAUCUAAAAGAAAUGAACUCACCUCAAAGCUUAUGUUAUCUGGAUCUGACGGACUCAGUAAGUAUGACCUACACAAGAUGGACCCAGAGACUCAGGCGAGACUUGGUGCUCUUUUCGAAGCUGCAGGUAUGGGUAAGCUGGCUGAUGGAAAGGUCUUUGCUGAUCCUGAAGUGUUGMGGCGCUUGACAUCUUCUGUCAGUUCAGCUCUUGAUGAAGCUGCUGCUGCCCUUACUAGAAUGCGGGCUCAGAAUAGUGGAGUUCCAUCGUCACCUAACCACGCUGUCGAUACAGGAGCUCGCAGUCUUGCUGAAGCAUGUCUAGAGGGAGAUGUUGGUGCUGUUAAGAAACURCUAGAAGAAGGAUGGAGUGUGCAUGAACCCACYGAUGAGGGUGAGAGYCUGCUUUCUCUUGCUUGUUCUGCAGGCUACUAUGAACUUGUCCAGGUUCUCUUAGCCAUGGAAGCAAGCGUAGACGAYCGAGGUAGCAAAGGUGACUGUACCCCACUAAUGGAAGCAGCAAGCGGAGGCUAUGUAGAGAUUGUAAAACUUCUACUGGAAAACACUGCUGAYGUGAAUGCUCAGUCRCAAGCGGGCAAUACUGCAUUGAUAUACGCAUGCUGUGGUGGGUUUGAGGAUGUCGUAAAGAUAUUGUUGGAACAUGGUGCCGAUAUCGAGGUGCAUAAUGAAAAUGGCCACACCCCUUUGAUGGAGGCCGCCAGUGGAGGACAUGUGGGCGUGGCAAAGCUACUACUGGAGAAUGGAGCAUGUAUYAAUUCACAUUCCAAUGAGUUUAAGGAGAGUGCAUUGACUCUUGCUUGCUAUAAAGGUCAUCUUGACAUGGUCAAGUUUUUAUUGGAUGCUGGUGCCGAUCAAGARCACAAGACUGAUGAGAUGCACACAGCAUUAAUGGAGGCUUCCAUGGAUGGACAUGUUGAAGUGGCACGUUUGUUAUUAGAUCAUGGAGCACAGGUAAACAUGCCUGCAGAYAGUUUUGAGUCUCCUCUAACCCUUGCUGCCUGUGGUGGCCAUGUGGAACUGGCUGCUUUAYUGAUUGAACGAGGUGCCUUCCUGGAAGAAGUKAAUGAUGAAGGGUAUACUCCGCUUAUGGAAGCAGCAAGGGAAGGACACUUAGAAAUGGUUGCUCUUCUUCUUGAACAUGGAGCUGAUAUACAUGCCCAGACAGAAGAGACUCAAGAAACUGCCCUGAGYCUUGCUUGCUGUGGUGGAUUCCAAGAUGUUGCUGCCUUCCUACUCCAAGCAGGUGCUGAUAUUGAGCAAGGUUCAUCUACACCUCUUAUGGARGCUGCACAGGAGGGUCAUGUAGAGCUUGUWAAGUUCCUCCUUGAACAAGGUGCCAAUGUUAAUGCUACSACUGCUACUGGUGAUACUGCGCUGUCUUUUGCUUGUGAGAAUGGUCACACAGAUGUAGCUGAUGUACUGCUACAAGCUGGUGGAGACUUGGAGCACCAGUCAGAGGGRGGUMGAACACCACUUAUGAAGGCAGCAAGAGCAGGACACUUGUGCACUGUUCAGUUUCUGAUAAGUAGAGGUGCUGAUGUAGAUAGAAGGACAACUAAUAGUGAUCAUUCUGUUCUGUCAUUGGCUUGUGCYGGAGGUCAUUUAGCAGUAGUAGAGUUACUGUUAGCGCAUGGUGCAGAUCCAUACCAYAAACUAAAGGAUGGUUCAAAUAUUCUAAUAGAGGCAGCAAAGGGGGGUCAUGCAGCAGUCAUCUGCUAUCUUCUUGAAAACCCAAUCCCAGGAACCCCCCCUGAUAUGCAGUUAUCCUCUAUGCCAAGUUCCAUGUGUGCACCAUCUGUACCACCUCCACGUGUCCCCCCAGUUCAUCCUAGUCAGCCACCACUAUUAGAACACCCUGAGCUGUCUGAUUUAGGUGCUUUUGGUCCYGAAGCUGUAGCCCUUGGUCAGUUACCUAUUGCUCCACCCACGUCCCCAUUGUAUAGUCUUCAAGAAGCGUUAAUGUUUCCUGACAUGCCAACAACAUCAUCAGCUAUUGCCCCUACCUACCCAUCUGUUAGCCAAUCACUGUCCAGUAUGUCAACACCUAAUACUCACGUAACSUCCACUGCAGUCCAGACGGAYAACAAAGUGAUCACUGAGAAACUUCAACUGAUUCAAGGGAAGCUUGCUAAAGCUUUGAAAAAUGCUAAUAUUUCAUUAGACUCUGGUGUAUUCCCUCAGGAUUUGCUACAAAAUGUAAAGGAAGAGAUUAACCAGUUUGAUCUUGAAGGUGACGAUGGUCCUGUACCWCCACAACCAUUCUUGAUAUCUAGUGGAAUAGGAGAGCUUACACCAGCACAACUUGAAGGUUUAAUGGUUGCUGAACCAGCACAGACCCUUCCUGAUGCUAUAGAUAUGCUUUGAUUUCAGCCCUUGUGAAAGACCCAGAGUGUGAUAUCAAUGAUGUCCUUCCACGACGUAAGGCACCAUUGUCUCCGAGAACAACUACAAUCUUCACACCCUUUACAACUGUCACUGUUACUGAAACCAACCACUCUACAACAUCUACAACACCUUCAUCCAAGUCUUUUCUUCAUCCUAUUUCUGCUGUUCCUAUCAUUACAUCUAUACCAAAGCCAAAGCCUUCAAAUCACCCUUACUCUGCCCCUAUAAGUAUUCCUUCAACUAGGACUGUUGUACCUGGUGCCCCGACUACAACCAUUAGCAGUAAAGGUACCCGAGYUAUAUCAAAGACAAGUGUAUCCUCGGCAUCACAUAUCCCUAGCUCAGCUAAAUGGGGCUCGACUGUACAGGUGCCUCAUCGUAAGAAAGUUUCUCCAGGGCGAGUUCCAUCUUCUCAUGGUGUUUCUGAUGUGACAUCAAAGGUAAUGCCAAUCACCACACCGGURUCAGCAACAAAGAAGGUUUCUGGGAGCACUACAGUUGUCACCAUGACUACAACAAUGGCAGUAACAACCUCGRCAACCAARAAUGACACAAGAGUAACACCUGCAAAGCGUCAGUUGUUUCCAGAAAAACUUUCUAAGGUUCCUACUAACACUACCCCUAUAGGCAAACCUCAGAGAGUUCCCAAAGGGCCACUGAGCUAUUGUUCUGUUGCUAUGGGAGCUACCAGUGCAAGAGCCCCAGGRACAUCUCCAGGUCAGCUGGUUAAUGGACCUCAUACAUCACCAACUGUAACCAUGUCAUCAGAUUCUCUAACAGUCCAAUCACAGGGUUCRCCACURCCUGCGGCAAUUAGUAAUUUCCUGUCUCACGUUGGUCAAACACUUGGUCCCAGUCUAUGGCAAGACAUCUCACAUCCCAGUAACAGACCAACAACUGGAGUGAACCCAAGCCAGGACCUUACCCAGGAACCAGCACCRGCAGAGCCRAUAACGCAACCUGUCUAUAUAACGACCCCAGGGGCCUUAUUCACUCCUUUGAAUCAAGACCCUAAUUCCUCUUCACCUCCAAGCACCACAGCUUCUCCAGUACCAACAACAACAUCAUCAGCAUCAAACUCCCCCACCAUCUCCCCCAUAGGUAGUUCAUUGGCUCCAGGAAGUAACGUCAUUGGUAGCGAUGCAGGGGACAAGCCUAACCUGAGACCAAUAGGGACAGAAAGGGCAUGUCGUCGAGCYACUGCAAGYCCUUUACCACCUAUGUCUGGGAUUGCACCACUUAUUGGAGAUGGAGUACAACAACAUGGCGUCUGGAGCUAUUCAUUUCCAUCAGAUCCAUCAGUUCCAUCAGGAUGGUCCACUGAUCCAGUUCCACAAGUUCCACAGCCCUCUUCGUCACAAAUGGUCAGUGGAACAGACUCUACAAGUCAAAGUACUGAAGAACAAAUAGGUGUUGCUCCUGGAGAUACGUUACAAAGUUUGCUUGAACGUCUAUCACUGUCAAGUCACCUAAGUCUCUUUCAGACGAUUCCAUAUGUUCUAAUUAGAGGUGUUAAACAUUACAGAAACUGAUGAUAAAGUUACCUAUACAUUUGAAUUCUGAUAAAAUGAUUCAAUAAUAAAAGUCAUUUGUCAGAUGAACAUU
Exaiptasia diaphana is the source of this 4297-nucleotide messenger RNA. Its product is annotated as ankyrin repeat domain-containing protein 17. Gene Ontology annotation, biological process: innate immune response. Gene Ontology annotation, molecular function: protein binding; RNA binding. Gene Ontology annotation, cellular component: cytoplasm. The record is from RefSeq and is a predicted model, not a curated record. NCBI's taxonomy places the organism in Eukaryota, Metazoa, Cnidaria, Anthozoa, Actiniaria, Aiptasiidae.